Molecule: messenger RNA, 827 nt
Organism: Vigna unguiculata (cowpea)
Lineage: Eukaryota; Viridiplantae; Streptophyta; Magnoliopsida; Fabales; Fabaceae
Source: RefSeq, a predicted model, not a curated record
ACAAACAAAAAGGAAUCGAUGGAAUUGCAAUCAAACCUAACUACGAGAAUUUGGCAGCCAAAAUUAGAAACAGAGGAGACACCAGAAUCACACUCCCUACUUGUUCAUCUUCCUGGUUAUGCAGAAGAUGAUAUAGGUGCUGAAUUCGAGUAUGAUUAUAGAAGAGUUAGGGUUUUUGGUGGACGAUCACUUGGAGAUAACAGAUCAAUCCGCUUCAACAUUGCAUAUGCAGUUCCUAUGAAUUGUGACGUGAAGAAGCUAAAGGGUGUGUUCAAAGGAGAAAUUUAUAGCAUUAUAAUGCCAAAGGUAACCAUAUCAAGGGAAGUGCAAGGUCAAAUCGAAAACUGUGAUGAACCAAAAUCAAUAAUUGAGAGUCAAAUAACUUCACCAAAAAGUGAUUCUGUGCCUCAAAAGCGUGAAGAAGGAGUUUCAGAAGAUGGCAAGAAUCAAAGAAAAGUGAGGUUUGAAAGUAGUGAAAAGAAAAGGGUUGAAGGGAAAGAAAGAAAGGAAGAAAGUGAGAAUGGUUGUGCAUCAGGAAAACCAUAUAUUGAAUGCAAAGAAAAAGAGGAAAUGAAUGGUGAAGUUGGUGAUAUUGGAUCAUCAAAAAGGGUUGGGAUAAAAGGGUUCAAUGAAGAAGAAGAUAAGCAUGUGUUAUUGUAUACUAGUGCAACGGUUCUGGUGUUGGCACUAGGGGUUUAUGCAUCUUACAAGCUUCGUUCUUUAGCUAGAACAUAAAGAUAUUCAUCUUUUACGUAUGAUUAUGCAUAUAAACAUAUAUUUAAAGCCAUUUUAUAAUCAUGUGUCUUUUCUUUUUACUAACACCUAAA